This is a messenger RNA of Mobula hypostoma (lesser devil ray), 516 nucleotides long. RefSeq names its product ring-box 1, E3 ubiquitin protein ligase (gene rbx1). Lineage: Eukaryota; Metazoa; Chordata; Chondrichthyes; Myliobatiformes; Myliobatidae. Gene Ontology annotation, molecular function: ubiquitin protein ligase activity; cullin family protein binding; zinc ion binding. The transcript has 5 exons. The record is from RefSeq and is a predicted model, not a curated record. Bases 43 to 366 code for a protein of 107 amino acids. Gene Ontology annotation, biological process: ubiquitin-dependent protein catabolic process; protein ubiquitination. Gene Ontology annotation, cellular component: cullin-RING ubiquitin ligase complex; nucleus.
GAUUGGCUUGGAGGUGUCCCUAAAUCUGCCGAAGCGGACAAAAUGGCGACAGCGAUGGAUGUGGAUGCACCGAGUACAACCAACAGCGGCGGCAAAAAACGCUUUGAAGUUAAAAAGUGGAAUGCAGUAGCUCUGUGGGCGUGGGACAUUGUGGUAGAUAACUGUGCUAUUUGCCGAAAUCACAUUAUGGAUCUGUGUAUAGAAUGUCAAGCAAACCAGGCUUCAGCAACUUCAGAAGAAUGCACUGUCGCUUGGGGUGUGUGUAAUCAUGCAUUCCACUUUCACUGCAUCUCGCGUUGGCUGAAGACCAGACAGGUUUGUCCACUGGACAACAGGGAGUGGGAGUUCCAGAAGUAUGGCCACUAAAUGUAACAGCAACAUGUUGUUUUGCUGCUCUCAGCUGUUUCUCAGGUGCACAGACCUGCAGCGUUAGCUUCCCACCCAUCUCAGCUCACCUGAGCAGCCUGACAGCUGUUUAUUCUGAAGACAAGGACUUUAUCAUAAGUGUUUUUUUUU